Messenger RNA from Urocitellus parryii (Arctic ground squirrel), 484 nucleotides. RefSeq names its product atonal bHLH transcription factor 7 (gene Atoh7). The record is from RefSeq and is a predicted model, not a curated record. Gene Ontology annotation, cellular component: nucleus. NCBI's taxonomy places the organism in Eukaryota, Metazoa, Chordata, Mammalia, Rodentia, Sciuridae. Gene Ontology annotation, molecular function: E-box binding; DNA-binding transcription factor activity, RNA polymerase II-specific; protein dimerization activity. Gene Ontology annotation, biological process: neural retina development; positive regulation of transcription by RNA polymerase II; axon development.
CACCCCUCCCACCUCGCGGCCGGGGAUGAAGUCCUGCAAACCCUGCGGCCCGUCAGCGGGAGCACGCGCCGCGCCCCCGUGCGCGGGCGGUGCCGAGUGCGCGGGCACGURUGCCGGAGCCGGACGGCUGGAGAGCGCGGCGCGCAGGCGCCUGGCGGCCAACGCGCGCGAGCGCCGUCGCAUGCAGGGUCUCAACACAGCCUUCGACCGUCUGCGCAGGGUGGUGCCCCAGUGGGGCCAGGAUAAAAAACUGUCCAAGUACGAGACCCUACAGAUGGCGCUGAGCUACAUAAUGGCACUGACCCGCAUCCUGGCCGAGGCCGAGCGAUUGGGCUCGGAGCGGGACUGGGUCAAUCUCCACUGUGAGCACUUCAGCCACGAUCACUACCUGCCGUUCGCAGGCGCAAAGCUGCCGGGCGAGAGCGAGCCGUACGGCCCGAGGCUCUUCGGCUUCCAGCCGGAGCCCUUCCAGAUGGCCAGUUAG